Phytomonas sp. EM1 is the source of this 2661-nucleotide messenger RNA. The record is from the annotation of a GenBank genome assembly. Lineage: Eukaryota; Euglenozoa; Kinetoplastea; Trypanosomatida; Trypanosomatidae.
AUGAGUGAUACACACAGCGACGAUAUCAAUCAAUCGAAUGCCAAGUCUACUUCGGUGGGUUCGAGCAUCAAGGCGUUUCACACAACACCACAUAUACCCCUAGCAGCAUCUGCCUCGACUACACAUAGGGUUUGCCGACCACUCUACAGUGAUGGGCAGAUUGGACUUCGGAAGGCAGCGUGGCUGCGCAUGGAUCCGGUGUCCAAGUGGACUACUUUGGUGGACCUGGCUCGUAGGGGCCCAUACCUACUGGAGGAAGGUGACGCCGAACGCAAGGAAACGAGCCAUUUGCGGUCUGCCAUCCAGAAGUUUUUUUCCGCACACAAAGGCUCAUUCCAAAAAAAAAAAGCACCGUCCGAUGUCCUAGGUCAGGAGGACGACCGGGUGCACUUCACGAAAACCUCCACCCGUAGUCACGCCUUGAUCUGUCAGGCGCUACCGUACGCGGCGCGCCUGCAUCUGGCGCUGUCGCUGCUGCUCUGGCUUCGGUGUCUGCGGGAUGUGCAGGAUACCUUCGCGCGGCUGCAGAUGCCUUUUGCCCAUACCACACGCCUUCGCACAGGACUCCUGUCCCAGGUCUUCCCUACCCGUUUGAUGGAACACUGGGUUGACCCCUUCACCUGUGUGUCCGUCGGGAUGAGUGACACCCUCAAUGGGACAGGAGAACAGGUCCCGGCCCCGCACACGUGGGACCCUGAGACAGCCGAGACAAUCGACGACGAUGUACUGGAGUUGACCUGGGCGGUCGGGGACACGCGUGCGCCGCAUGGGCAAUGCGCAGUGAGCAGAACCGAGGUGCUCAACCGCGUGCAAGGUCUCACCCCUCGCCCCAGCGCCGAUGAUGAGCGUGUCGCCCGGGUGGUGGGGGUCCGUUCGAACCGGAAGCAGCGGCGUCGCCAGCUGCUUGCCCGUCAGGACCGCCGGAAUCCUCAUCUUUCAACGGCCGCCAAUCCGGACGGUAGAGAUGUCAAUUCGGCUGCCCAAAGCGGUAAGACGACCGCUCAGUGGUCCAACGGGGACUCCAACCGCGCGCUGCCACCUUCACCACUCGAGUCAAAUCCACUUGAGGAUGCCUACUAUCAUGGUAACACCGAUCGUGGUGAGGGAUGCCCGUUUAGCGAUUACGGAACGCUCUCAUCGUGCCCCAUCCACAUCCCCGGUAGUGGCAAUAUGAUCUGGGAGGGGUGUGGUGGAACGGUAGGCAUAAGUAACACAGCGCUUGAGGUUGAGGCCACGUUAGGGCGGUGUGUACAGGCCCAUGUCGCAAUUCUUUCCUCCUUAUUUAUUGAAGGUCGAGUAGCUCAGUUCACUACCACGGACCCCGUCGUUUAUCACUACGUGUUCUGGCUUUUUGAGGAGCUUAUUAGGGAUAAAUAUCUCUUUAGCGAGCUAAUUCAAGGGAAGGGCAAAACGGUUUCUAUGCAACUGAUGCCGUAUUACCCACCAUGGUGCUUUCGGUCGGUUCUCAUUUUAUUGCCGCCUGCAACCGAGAGAAUAACAAAAUCCGAUGCUUCCAACCUCGCCGGCCUUAUUCUUCGAGCGGCGCCAUGCGACGUGCUUGUCGAAACGAUUCCUUCGAUCGAUACCGAUGGCAACGGCAAGCAUGAGAUACCCAAUAGAGGUGAGUCUGGCGAAAAAUACGCGAUGUCAUACGUCGCGCAGGUGCAGGAAGAAGUCGACCGACAAAGGCGAGUGCUGUUGAAGGUGGCUUCACGUAAGGAUCAACUCCAUAUAAGUAGCUCAGACGAAGCAAAAGCAUGGCGUGUAUCCUGGGUGCCUCUGCGUGCCCAUCCGUCAAACGACUCGAACCACAUGGAGGGCACCCAAAGGGUCGAGAGCAAUGAAGCAUACAGUCAGACUUCAAACGCUUCUAAGGGCUCAUUCACUUUCGUUUUGAAUCAAGAGCAUGCAGAUAUAGAUAUAAAAAAUAGUCGAGGAAAUCUUAGGACAUACUUCAGUAAUCUUUUAACCUCGUGUGUUGUAGGAAUGAUCAAUUGGCUGGCAAGUGCUUACCAAAGGUGGAAUAGCAAGGAUGGGGAUGCGGAGAGCGCUAAACAACUCCAGCGGGGGGAGAGGUUCAUCGAAGAGGUCAGCGGUGCCGUUCAGGAUCGCGUUCAUGCGCUUCAGUUGCUCUACCUCCCUCACAAUUCGAUGCUUCCAAAGCGUCAUCUACAAGACUGGGUAUGGCAACGGCUUCCAGGUAACGUACGUCUCGUGGGCGUCAACACCUCACCGUGGGAUACGCUCUUUUUCUUUCCUCAAGCACCGUUUUUGUCGCACAAGGCAGGAAAUGCCUUCCGCUUUCGAGCCGUUGAGCGGGUGGUCGUGGCGAAGCACGCCGCAGCUUUCGGCGUGGGGCCGUUGCGAAGCCUAACUGGCCGCAGCUUUUGGUUACGUGGAGGUAAGAAGUGGGAAAGAGUCGGCUUACAUGCUCGACUAAACUCAUUGGAUCGGGCACGUCUGUCAAAACUUGAGUACAGUCAUAAAGAGGAGGCCGAAACCAUAUCUGAAGAAUCGAGUGAAAAGGUAAAAAUAAUAAUGGGAAGUGACAAUGAUAAAGUCAUGGAUGUGCUUGUGACGGAACGCGCAGUGGAGUAUUUGGCUAACCCCAGCAAACUAACAUGGUUUGCGCUAUUUUCAGCCAUAAUAUUUCACUUGUAG